Molecule: messenger RNA, 3586 nt
Organism: Coffea arabica (coffee)
Lineage: Eukaryota; Viridiplantae; Streptophyta; Magnoliopsida; Gentianales; Rubiaceae
Biological process (GO): ubiquinone biosynthetic process
Cellular component (GO): mitochondrion
Molecular function (GO): FAD binding; 3-demethoxyubiquinol 3-hydroxylase activity
Source: RefSeq, a predicted model, not a curated record
AUCCAAGGAUCGCAUUAAUUUCUUGAUUUAUUCAUGUGAAAAACCAUUCUACUAUGUAAUAAUGUAACGAAAGGACUUGUAACGUAAAAGAGUGAAAAUUCUGGCGAGGUGCAGCAGGAGUAAAAUUCUGGCGAGUUUCAUCAGUCUCUUCGAAUUAUCCUUAGAUCUGAAACAGGUCCUUCCCCUCUCCUCCUCCCCUAAUUCAGGAUAAUUUAUCGUAUCAGAAAAAAAAAGAGUUAGGAGUUUGUUUGUUUCCGAUCGGUAUCAGGAGGAGAAGGUGGAGGAGUAUUUGGGAAGUCACGAUCUGAUCUGAUGUAUUACGUGGAUGAUCCGAUGCGUACGAACAUUUUUUUUUUUUUUUCUGAUUUGGCAGAUGAAAAUCAAAGCUUAAUUAUCAUCAAAGCUCAAUUCUUCGUGCACGCGCCACCAGCGGCAGUAGCAGCAGCGCUAGUCAUCAGACCUGCGAGGGAGAUUGAGACGCUUCUACUUACUGGUGUAGAUGUAGAACUCGACCAACAACCAUACAUAAAUUUCAGUCUCCAUUGCCUUCGAACCGAAAGGAAUCCGGACAAACUAUGCAAUGUCAAUAGUCAUCUGAACUUUUUGGGACCUGUGUUCCUUUGUAAGCAGCUGAUAGAUAGAUUAUUGUGUUAAUUUUCUAUAUACUGUACUGUAUUGUCGUGGAUUCAUGAUCAAAUGAUUUAAAUUUAAAUUCAAAAAAUAAAUUUCUGAAAAGAUUUCUCGUUGCAACAGAUUUUUUUGUAUUUUACCGAGGAGGAGUGUCAUUUUCUGCCAAACAAGCUUUUCUGAUUGCAUCACAAAUUUAUUUUUAAACAAAACUUUUUAGUAAUUACCUUUUUGCCUUACAGUUACAGUGAGUACUUAUUAGUAUUCCAAAAAAAAAAAAAGGUUUAGCUAAGUUUCAAUCAAAGCAAAUCCAGAGAAAUCGGAUGGGAACCCCGUAUUCGCAACCGCAAGUGAAGCGACGUCGUUAAAACUAUUGACAUAAUAACCCUCAGUGUCCUUUCCCUUGGCCAGUAGUAGUUGGCCUGGCCUCCUCCCAGCGCCACCGGCACAGCGGUGAGGGCUCGCCUUUUGCCGCCAUAGUCUGCAGCGGUUUCUUAUAGCAAUGGGGAUUUUAGGCCUGAGUAAGAGGUUUUCUAGACUAUCCAAAACUAGUUUAAGUAUCCACUCUUCCUACUUCAAUCGCUCACGGAAAAGAGCCUUUUCAGAAUUGAAGCAAAAAAUCACUGAAGACGACUCUAUCUUGCCUGUCUUGAUCGUAGGUGCAGGCCCAGUUGGACUUGUCCUCUCUAUGCUUCUUACCAAGCUUGGGGUCAAAUGUGCAAUACUGGAGAAAAGUACGACUUUUUCGAGGCACCCACAGGCUCAUUUCAUUAACAAUCGCUCUAUGGAGGUGUUUAGGAAAUUAGAUGGUUUGGCGGAUGAGAUUUCGAGUUCACAACCACCUGUGGAUUAUUGGAGGAAAUUUAUCUAUUGUACUUCACUCACUGGUCCGAUACUUGGAACAGUAGACCAUAUGCAACCUCAUGAUUUUGAUCGAACUGUGAGCCCUGUAUCUGUAGCUCAUUUUUCACAGUACAAACUUCACAGAUUACUACUUGAGAAGCUUGUAAAUCUUGGUUUUCACAUUGUUGACAGCCACGGAUCUGAUAGGCUUGAGGAAAUCCUGAUUAGGGAGAAGGAGAUAUUGAUGGGGCAUGAAUGCGUAUCAGUUAGUACUGCUCAUCAUGGUGUUACUGUCACAGCGUCUUUUCUUAGUGAAGGGAGGCAUAUGCAGAAAGAUAUCCGUUGCAAUUUCAUUGUGGGUACAGAUGGUGCAGGAAGUACAGUCAGACAGCUUGUAGGAAUAGACAUGAAAGGAGAAAGGGACUUGCAAAAGCUAGUUAGUAUUCACUUUAUAAGCGAAGACCUUGGAAAGUAUUUGAUGAAUGAGAAACCAGGAAUGCUAUUCUUUAUCUUCAAUUCGGAAGCCAUUGGUGUUCUUGUUGCUCAUGAUUUGAAGCAAGGAGAGUUUGUUUUGCAGGUACCAUUUUAUCCCCCCCAACAGAAGCUCAAGGACUUCAGCUCUGAGAUGUGUGAAAGAUUAAUCUUCAGAUUGGUUGGCCGGGAGCUUGCAGACAUACAGGUUAGGGAUGUAAAACCAUGGGUGAUGCAUGCUGAAGUUGCUGAAAGAUAUCUUUCCUGUAACAACAGGAUAAUUCUUGCUGGUGAUGCUGCUCAUCGCUUUCCACCAGCUGGUGGUUUUGGGAUGAAUACUGGAGUUCAGGAUGCUCACAACCUUGCUUGGAAAAUAGCUUCUGUUCUCAAUGGCAUCACACCGCUUUCAUUUCUUUCCACUUAUGAGAUAGAACGUAGGCAGAUUGCCAGAUUUAAUACGGAGCUUAGUGUUCAAAACUUCAAAGCAGCUAUGAAUGUUCCUUCUGCACUUGGUCUUGAUCCAACUAUUGCUAAUGCAGUACACCGUGCAGUUAAUGAUUGGAUUGGUACCAUUUUACCGGAAGGACUACAGAGGUCAGUUUUGGAGGGAAUCUUCAGCAUAGGCCGUGCACAGGUUUCAGACUCUCUGUUGAAUGAGAAGAAUCCUUUGGGAUUGUUGAGGCUUGCCAAACUGAGACAGAUAUUUGACGAAGGAAAGAGUCUUCAACUCCAGUUUCCAGCUGAGGAUCUAGGUUUCAGGUAUCUCAAAGGAGCACUAGUGUCUGAUGAUGAUAGUUCAUCAAAUGCUCAAGAAGCACCUACUGGAGGCAGGAGGGACUAUAUCCCCUCAGCAGAUCCUGGAUCAAGGUUGCCACAUAUGAGUAUGAGACUCUUGUCAGACCUCUCAAGCAAGGAAACAUUUUCAACCUUGGAUCUUGUGUCCCUGGAUAAAGUUGAGUUUGUUCUCAUAAUAGCACCAUUAGAAGAAUCUUACAAUCUUGCUCAAGCUGCAUUCAAGGUGGCAAAGGAACAUAAAAUCUCCAUAAGGGUGUGUGUGAUAUGGCCUGAAAAAACUACAGAUGGAUCUGGAAAAACUGAGGCUGCAUUAGAACCUUGGACUAAUUUCAUUGAAGUUGCGGAAUUAAGAAAUCCACCAACUUCUGUUUCAUGGUGGGAUGUUUGUCAAAUGACAGACAGAGGAGCCAUUUUAGCGAGGCCCGACGAGCACAUUGCAUGGCGUACAAAAUUCGGAAUCACAGCAGAUCCUGUUUUGGAGAUGGAAAGAAUAUUUUCCACUAUAUUUGGAGCUCAACCCAGGCAAACAUAAUCGAGUUUUUCUUCCUUGUCAGUGGAGUUUCAUCACAGGAGGAUAGAGCUGCUUCCACAAAAUUAUAGCAGAACACAGCAUUUUCUCAUAGCAUGCCUAUGAUUUCAUUACUAUGCAUGUACAACGCCAAAGCUUGAUUCCCGAAAAUUUCAUGGGCUCUUUUAUUGUACUCUCCAUAUUUGGUGCUUAAAGAAGCAGCUUUUAUUGAUUUUAGAGGUCAUGAUAGUUUUCUGUUGUUGGCCACACGUGGAAUACAGGCUCUUGUUAAAACCAUAAAGUGUUUACUCGUCUUAGUAUUAUGAGAGUUUAUAUUUUCAA